This is a messenger RNA of Theobroma umbraticum, 779 nucleotides long. RefSeq lists its product as uncharacterized. The record is from RefSeq and is a predicted model, not a curated record. NCBI's taxonomy places the organism in Eukaryota, Viridiplantae, Streptophyta, Magnoliopsida, Malvales, Malvaceae.
CUUGUUCUUGGUAUCUUCUUCUUGUGCUCAGAAUCUCUUUCAUUUCCUCUCUCUUUCACAAUGAAAAGAGCAAAGGUUAGCCCUGUGUAUGAAGGGAGAGGAAGGAAGAGAGGCAUAGAAGGAGAAGAAGAGGGCGAGGACUCAUCAAAGAGUGCGAGAAUGAGUGCAAAGGCAAGAACAAAUGGCCUUCGGGCUAGGAAAGCUCUAUCCAUCAUUUCCAAUAACCGAACGAUAAUAACCAGGUCUAUGUCAACCAAAACAGUGGAGGAGAACGGUGAAGAAAACGUGGUUGAGGUUAAAGGAGAGAAGAAGAACAUGAAUGAUGAUAACAAAGCUUUGGAGGAGCAGCAGCCUGUCAAUGAGGUGGCGGAGAAGGAGGGAGAUGAUGAUGGGGGGUUGACCUUGGAGGACUGGCCAUUGACAUGGAGUUUUGAGGAGGAGUUGACGUGGUUCAAAACAGGGCAUCAAUGUGGAUGGUACUCCUAUUGGGAGACCAUGAAUGGUGAUUUCUGGAAGCCAAAAUACGACAACCAGGAGGACUUUUGGAACGCUGAGCCGUGUAACUUUGAUGGCAAAAAUGAAAUCCCAAAGCCUUAGAUGAUAGCUAUUAUGUAUCAGUCUAUCAUUGUUGUUGUCUGUCUGUUUGUUUUUGUGCGUGUCUUAGAAAGACGGAAGGAUAGGGAUCUAGAGGAAAGGAGAAAAACCUGUCUUUAGGUAGAAAUGCAUUACUGCAAACAGCUGCUAUCUUAUGUUUAUCGUUUCAGUAUUUACACUAUGAU